Messenger RNA from Abrus precatorius (Indian licorice), 846 nucleotides. Its product is annotated as auxin-binding protein T85. Gene Ontology annotation, molecular function: auxin binding. The coding region runs from base 123 to 704 and encodes 193 amino acids. NCBI's taxonomy places the organism in Eukaryota, Viridiplantae, Streptophyta, Magnoliopsida, Fabales, Fabaceae. The transcript has 5 exons. The record is from RefSeq and is a predicted model, not a curated record.
AAUGAAUUUAAUAUUUUAUUUUAUUUAUUUCCUCUCCACACUUGACUUGGGAACAAAGCAUUAGACUCAGUGUCCUUGCAUUUUGUGGUGGGCACAACGUCAUGGGCAGAAAUUGUUAGAAGAUGGUAGAAAGUUGUGCGAGAACGAUGGCGACAUUGUUGCUCUGUCUCUUGGCAAUCUCUGCACUCGCUCUCGCUUCUUCUCCAUGCUCUUUAACUGGGUUACCGCUGGUGAGAAAUAUCAGUGAGAUUCCUCAGGAUAACUACGGUAGGGCAGGUCUAUCUCACUUAACUGUUGCAGGUUCAUUAAUGCAUGGACUGAAAGAGGUUGAAGUAUGGCUACAAACAUUUUCACCUGGAACACACACCCCAAUUCAUAGGCAUUCCUGUGAAGAAGUUUUUAUUGUUCUCAAAGGGAGUGGUACUCUUUAUCUUGCAUCAAAUUCACAUGGAAAAUAUCCUGGAGAGCCACAGGAGCACUUUAUCUUUCCAAAUAGCACAUUUCAUAUCCCUCUUAACGAUGCUCAUCAGCUUUGGAACACCAAUGAGCACGAGGAUUUACAAGUGCUUGUUAUAAUAUCUCGUCCACCAGUUAAACUGUUUAUAUAUGAGGACUGGUCCAUGCCUCACACUGCAGCGAAAUUGAAAUUUCCCUAUUACUGGGAUGAGAUAUGUUAUCAAGAACCCCUAAAAGAUGAACUAUGAUUUGUUGUUAUGGUUUACACAUUAUAUUCCUGAGAUUUUUCUGUCGCUGUAAAGUAUUUUCUUUACUUGAAAUUCAAAAUUGUUAAGACAGUUUCAUAUUGUUUAGUCUUAUAUCUCUAUUUGUUUGAUGAAGACUCGAAUA